AUGAAGGCCAUCCGCCGAUCUCUGAAAGGCGACAAGGAGUCCAAGCAUGGCCCAAGCCUCUCGAUUACACCAAAGACGAUACAAGCCCUCCCACCGAAAAAGGUCAUCAAGGCCCUCUACGACUACCAGCCUCAGAACGGCAAUGGACAAGAGCUGGCGUUCCACAAAGGGGACUUUUUUCACGUGCUGAGUCGCGAAGAUGACACCGAGUGGUAUGAGGCGUGCAACCCGCUCAUUCCAUCAGCAAGAGGUCUAGUGCCGGUCGCAUUUUUCGAAGUGGUGGGUAAGCAGCAGCGACAAAGUGGGAAUUCACUGUCAUCGCCGGGCGAAAAGCUAGACGGUCAUGAUUCCGGCUUCUCCGAGAAAGGCUCAACCAACUCUGGCCACAUGCGGUCCGAGUCUGCCGCCACCACCCGACCUUCUACGCAUCAGAGAGGACCCAGUAUGACGGCACGGAAUCCCGGGGCCAUGGUGUAUGGGGUGGUGCAAUACGAUUUCAAUGCCGAAAGGGCCGAUGAGCUGGAUGCAAAAGCCGGAGAAGCAAUCAUCGUUGUGGCUCAAUCCACUUCUGAAUGGUUCGUCGCAAAGCCGAUAGGACGGCUAGGAGGUCCUGGAUUGAUCCCAGUUUCUUUUGUCGAUAUCAAGGACACCACCACGAUGCAGUCGGUGCCCGAUCCCCUCGAAGCCGUACGGAAAGCCGGGGUGCCACGAGUGGAGGAGUGGAAGAAGUUUGCGGCCGAGUACAAGAACAGCAGCAUUAGCCUGGGCAAGUUCGACAGCCCUCAAGCACAAAUUUCGGCGGAUAUGGCGCGGAUGAGUUUGCAGAACGGCAGUUCGCAACAUUCACUUUCCAGCAACAACUAUGUAAGUGGCAUGGCAGCCAGGAGAGUCUUGCGGUCGAUGAGUGCUGACUUUAAUUGUGAACAACAGGAUAUGCAACGGGCAGAUUCGCGAACAUCACAACAAUCACAAAUCCCCCUGGCGCCCAUUAGCGCGUCGGUCCCGAGAUAUUGCUUCGACAACGACAUGUAUUGGUACAUCAUCGAAUGCCAGAUGGAAGAUGGUCGGUGGUGGGAGUUGUCACGGUAUUACGCCGACUUCUACGACUUCCAGAUUGCGCUGUUGGAAAUGUUUCCCGAAGAGGCCGGCAACAAGGGCAAGCCUCGCACCUUGCCAUUCAUGCCGGGACCGGUGGCCCAUGUCACGGAUGCCAUUUCGAAUGGACGUCGCCAGAACCUCGACGAGUACAUCAAAAAGAUACUGACCAUGCCACCUCACAUCUCCAAGAGCAUGCUGGUCCGAAACCUGUUCAAGCCACGGCCGGGGCAGGACUUUGAAAUCGACCCGAACGCCUUGGGAGAGGAUUAUCGACUAUCAGGGGGUUCUCAGCAAUCGUUUCAGCAGCAGCCGGCUUCUCGAACAUCGUCCAACCCACAACAACCGCCGCAGCAGCAGCCAGGAGGUGUUGGAGCGGGUGCGGGCUAUGGUGGAAUGCCACCUCCAGGGCCUCAAGGAGCACGAACGUCGCAACAACGAUCGCAGAUGCAGGGUCUGGGCCUGGGUGGACCACCUUAUCUUCAUUCGCAGGCCAGUAAUCUGACGCAAGCGUCGACGUCGUCCAGCCUCAAGGCCGGCAACUCGAGUGCCAUGAUGAAGAUCAAGGUUUUUUACCAGGACGACAUCAUUGCCAUCCGAGUGCCGCAGGACAUCUUGUUCUCACAGUUGAAAGAGAAGCUGAUGGACCGAUUGAAGGUCGGCGAGAAUAUCGUGAUUCAGUACAAGGAUGAAGCGACAAAUAGCCUUCUCGACCUGCAGAACGAUGACAAUUUGGAUGUGGCAUUGCAGAGAAAUCCCAAGUUGACCUUGUAUGUCAACCAUCAUCACAGUCCAGCUUGA
This is a messenger RNA of Exophiala dermatitidis NIH/UT8656, 1896 nucleotides long. Its product is annotated as bud emergence protein 1. Gene Ontology annotation, biological process: conjugation with cellular fusion. Lineage: Eukaryota; Fungi; Ascomycota; Eurotiomycetes; Chaetothyriales; Herpotrichiellaceae. Bases 1 to 1896 code for a protein of 631 amino acids. Gene Ontology annotation, cellular component: mating projection tip. The record is from RefSeq and is a predicted model, not a curated record. Gene Ontology annotation, molecular function: protein binding; phosphatidylinositol binding. The transcript has 2 exons.